GUGAAUCUGCCCGGACGGAGGACAUUGAUUUCUAUUGAACCCCCAGAAGUUCCAAUUGUUCUAGCAUUCACCCUGCCGCUGUAACUGUCUAUUCGAAAUAAUGUCCCUAUUUCUGUCCCUUAGAGGAGUCCCAACCCGUCUCAACUUCCGCUCACUGUCCGGACGAUGGACUUCGACCGCCGCAAGUCCGACUACGCCUCCAUUGCUGGGCAAAAUAAGGGCAGAUCUCAAAACCGCAAUGAGGGCGAAGGAUAAGACAAGAUUGGAUGUCCUUCGAGCCCUGAUAUCGGAAGUCAACAAUGCUUCGAAAACACCCUCUCCGGUUCAAACUGACUUGCAGCUAUUGUCGUUGAUCCGCAAACGAACGGCAGCUGCGAAAGAUGCGGCACAACAGUUUGCAGCGGCUGAUCGGCUGGACCUGAAGGAGAAAGAGGACGCGCAAGUCGUGGUGCUGGAUGAAUAUGCUGCUCAAGUAGAUACUAUGAGCCACGAGGAUAUCAAGAUUGUCGUUGUGCAAGAGAUUUCCCAAUUGAAAGAGGCAGGUAAGAAGGUUGACAUCGGAUCGGUGUUGAAGUCACUUUUUGCUCCCGGAGGAGCUUUGGAUGGCAAACCAGCCGAGAGAGCAGAAGUGGCCAAGAUUGCAAAGGAGGCUGUCUCCGCAGCAUAAACACAAGAGAAAUCAGCUUCAAACAUUGUAUAUUAGGUUCUAGGAUGUUUCAAUCUAUAUUCCCAAAAUUUCCGCAAUGUAGUUGGGCGUC
This is a messenger RNA of Monascus purpureus, 758 nucleotides long. The record is from the annotation of a GenBank genome assembly. Lineage: Eukaryota; Fungi; Ascomycota; Eurotiomycetes; Eurotiales; Aspergillaceae.